Closterium sp. Naga37s-1 is the source of this 822-nucleotide messenger RNA. Lineage: Eukaryota; Viridiplantae; Streptophyta; Zygnematophyceae; Desmidiales; Closteriaceae. The record is from the annotation of a GenBank genome assembly.
AUGCCAGCCAGAGUUUCAGGCAUCGCAAGGACGACCAACGUGACAGCCUCCCUUUUCGUCACAACCUUUCUUUGCUCCUCCUCCUCUUACUUGUGGUGGAACCGAACUGGCGACGACUUCUGUGACUGUCCAAACCCUCGUUCCGGUCUGGAACCCGAAUUCUUCGUCGGUACGGAGUGUGAGGUCCCUGCAGUCAUGUGUGCGGACACAGACACAUUCUUCUGUGGCAACGGCGCGCAGUGCGUGGAGAUAGUGCAGGGCGAGCAGUACUCCUGUGAGGGCUGCCCCUUGGGCUACGGAGGGCAGCACUGCGAAUCCCGAGGGGUGCAGUGCGGUGACUCUGGGUUGCUGUGCUUCAACGGAGGGUCGUGUGGUCACAGUGGGACCAGCUGCGUGUGCCCGAGACAGUGGUCUGGGAACGCCAAUUGCACACUCUCGCUCUUUGACGCUUAUCACCAGCAGGCAUCACCGUAUGGCUCCCAGGCAGAGGAGGAAGACCAAUCGUGGUACGUGCCUGUGCUGGGAGCCUUUGGCGCGCUGGUGAUGCUGUCCAUCCUGGGCGUGUGGAUCUACAUCUGCUACGCUCACCAGGCCAUGUCCUCCUUCUCCCACAUUGCCGACCAGGAGGAAAGUCGGGCACUACAGGAUGAUGUGGAGGAGAGGGAAUUGGUCGAGCUAGAUUCGCAUGGGGAGGAGGACGAGGGCAGUUAUUAUGAUAAUGGGGGUGGGAGCAAGGGUCGCCAUGAUGAGGAUGGGGGUAAUUCGAUGGAGGAGAGUGAGGAGGAGGACAUUGAAGAGGGGGAGAGGGUCCCUCUUCGGUGA